AAAAGUCAGUUGUUGACGUUGACAUUUGUCUAAAAAAAAAAGCAAAAUCGAAGUGCAGCACAGGCAGCGAGUGUGAUUCAGAAUUUAUUUUAAAAAUAUAUAAAAACUAGAGAUGGCGACAGAAGUAGAGGAAACUAUUAAAAGAAUACAAGCACACAAAGGUGUUAUGGGUGUCGUCAUCGUAAACCACGAAGGCAUUCCUAUAAAAAGUUCAUUAGAUAAUGCUACAUCGGUGUUAUACGCGGGUCUCAUUGGUCAGCUCACAGAGAAAGCAAGGAAUGUAGUACGCGAAAUGGAUUCCACAAAUGAGCUGUCAUUCCUGAGAGUGAGAAGCAGGAGACACGAGAUAUUAAUCGCACCAGAUCGUGAAUUUAUUUUGAUAGUCAUACAGAACACUUCAGACUAGUCCAUGUAUUAAUAUAUUUAUAAGGAUAAUCUAAUUGCUACUUUAAGUUUAAUGUGCUAUAAUUUUUUAUUCCAAUUUCUAGGUAAAAGCUUGUGAUCUAUUUAAAUGCAAUAUGUACAAAAAAAAUUGAGCGCCAUUUAUUCAUCUUAAACUGAUUUUUUUUUGUAGCUCUAAAAAUAUAUAACUUAGGCUGAGAUCUAUUAUAGAUCACUUAAGACUCGAGUCAAAACGAGACAGAUGUUUGUCAGUUUUCUUGUUUCAACUGUCAAGUCUGAGCAAAUCUUCAGUGUUCUGCAACACUAGUUAUUAAGUUCUUCACAAUGUAGCAGUAAUAUUUUACACUAACUGAUCAUUUAUUUAUAAGAAAAGAAAAUCAAUAAAUCACCUGUGCACAAAAGUU
Molecule: messenger RNA, 806 nt
Organism: Maniola jurtina (meadow brown)
Lineage: Eukaryota; Metazoa; Arthropoda; Insecta; Lepidoptera; Nymphalidae
Product: dynein light chain roadblock-type 2-like
Exons: 5
Coding region: 113-406 (97 amino acids)
Biological process (GO): microtubule-based movement
Cellular component (GO): cytoplasm; centrosome; cytoplasmic dynein complex
Molecular function (GO): dynein intermediate chain binding
Source: RefSeq, a predicted model, not a curated record